Messenger RNA from Trichobilharzia regenti, 989 nucleotides. The record is from the annotation of a GenBank genome assembly. Lineage: Eukaryota; Metazoa; Platyhelminthes; Trematoda; Strigeidida; Schistosomatidae.
CACAUUUAUUUCGAAAUAUCUGCACUUAUUACAAUUUUGACAAUGACAACUUCAUCAAACGAGGUCAAAAAUGGAAAACGAACAAUUCUCCCAUUUACUCCAGCAGAUGAACUACCUUCAAUACAAGAUUCAGUGAAUUUGCAAAACAACACGGAGUCUCUUUCCAAUCAGUUUUCGGUUGAAUGAAGAACAAGGGAGUUCAUUUGGAAGUUAUUUGUUUCAUUUUUCAAAGGAUGUUCAUAUCAUUCAUUGUUUCCCAAAGACGUACAUCAUAGUAUCAGUACAGAUAACAAUUGUGUGGGGAAUCUGCGCUCUCGUGUUACCUGUGUUCGUUGUGUGUUGUUGACUGAUUGCGUUAAUGGAAAUUUUUAAAGUUCGGUGCUUCGUGAAUGGAUGAAAGUAAAUUCUUGGUUCUCAUGGACAUGCGGACAAUAAUCGUUGCCUUUGCUGCAGCUGUUCCACUCAUCAACUUACCAUUCUGGUGGACAUUUGUCAUAUGGACAAUUACUGUGGUUAUUGCUGGGAUUGUAGUAGCUGUCAGUGUCGUCAACAGAUUCGAUGUGCUCAAAAGUUUUGGGGAGUUCAUACUUGUCACUUUCAUUGUGGAAUUAGCCUUUGUUAUAAUAUUCUUCCCUUUCAUAUUCUGGCGAGAAUUUGACUUAUAUCAAAUGACCUAUACACAAACUUGCGCGAUGAUUUAACUUGCUCCCAAGUAAACGCUUUACAAUUCUUCAACGAAAUGAGGAUAUACUUCAGAUUAUUACCUUAAUAUGUGAAUCCUGUGUGAGGAAAAAAGUACUUUGGAACUGAAUACGCUGAAAAUUUUUGUACCGUAUACUCGCAUACUGUCUUAAAUAAAGCUUUACCAUUAUUAUUAUCAUUAAUUAUCUGGCUGCAUUUGCUGUUUUCAACGGAGGUGGCCAUCUUCAUCGUUUCAAUAAAUCGCACAAAGGAGGAAGAUGGGAGUUAUCCAUUUGACACAUAUGCAG